Molecule: messenger RNA, 2511 nt
Organism: Penicillium angulare
Lineage: Eukaryota; Fungi; Ascomycota; Eurotiomycetes; Eurotiales; Aspergillaceae
Product: glycoside hydrolase family 92 protein
Exons: 6
Coding region: 1-2511 (836 amino acids)
Biological process (GO): protein quality control for misfolded or incompletely synthesized proteins; glycoprotein catabolic process; protein deglycosylation
Cellular component (GO): nucleus; cytosol
Molecular function (GO): carbohydrate binding; peptide-N4-(N-acetyl-beta-glucosaminyl)asparagine amidase activity
Source: RefSeq, a predicted model, not a curated record
AUGCCGUCAUACCGAGUGCUCUUGUCGCUGUUCCUGACUAGCAGUUGCGCGACGGUCAAUGCUGCUCUUCCCGCAUUACCAGAUGAUUAUGAUGUGCUCCAAUAUAUUGACCCGCUGAUCGGCACGGCAAACGGAGGCAAUGUUUUCCCAGGUGCCACUUUGCCGUAUGGCAUGGCUAAAGCCGUGGCUGAUACAAACUCGGAAAGUAAUCAGGGCGGCUUUGCGUACGAUGGCAGCAAUGUCACUGGGUUUUCCAGUAUGCAUGACUCCGGAACUGGAGGUAGUCCGUCUCUUGGGAACUUUCCUCUAUUUGCUUAUGCGGAAUGCGCCAACGAUGAAGUUGAUGGCUGUGUUUUCCCUAAAAAGUCACGAGCCACUCCGUACAAAAAUGGCACCGUGGAAUCACAUCCAGGAUAUUUUGCUAUCUCAUUAGCUUCGGGACUCCAUGCCGAUAUGACUGCAGCUCAUCAUACAACUCUCUUCCGUUUUAACUUCACAGAUGCCAAAAGUCCGUUGGUUCUCUUGGAUCUCUCGGAUCUGUCUGACUCGCGUCAAGACAAUGCAAGUAUUUCAGUUGACAAGUCGACUGGACGUAUGACUGGCAGUGCAAAAUUUUUGCCGAGUUUCGGCAGUGGAGAUUAUACUCUGCACUUUUGUGCGGAUUUCAAGAGUACUGCCGAGUUGCGAGAUAGUGGUGUGUUUGUCGACGCCCGCGCCAGUACGGAUGUUCAUGACUUGAAGAUCUCCCGGAGUAUCAACGGUUAUCCUCUUCCUGGCGGUGGCUUUGUUCGGUUCAAAUCUCCUUCUGACGGGGUGGUGCAAGCUCGUGUCGGCGUGAGCUUUAUUAGUCCAGAUCAAGCCUGCUCUCAUGCCGAAUCUGAGAUUAGUGACUUCGAUUUUGACUCCACUCGCAAAGCAGCUGUUGAUCAGUGGACUGAGAAAUUGAGCCCGAUUCGUGUGUCACGAACUGGCGUUAAGUCAUCUGUUCUCACUAAUUUCUACAGUGGAAUUUACCGUACUAUGGUGAACCCACAGAACUACACUGGCGAAAACCCUCUUUGGACAAGUUCAGAGCCGUAUUUUGAUUCUUUCUACUGCCUUUGGGAUUCUUUCCGGUCUCAAAUCCCAUUUCUUACUAUCCUGGAUCCUGCCAGUGUCGCCCAGAUGGUUCGCUCAUUGAUAGACACCCAGCGUCAUCUUGGCUGGCUGCCUGACUGCCGCAUGUCACUAUGCAAAGGAUAUACCCAAGGCGGAUCAAAUGCUGAUAACAUUCUCGUGGAUGCCUAUGUUAAAGGUCUUACCGACGGCAUUAACUGGGAAUAUGGAUACGCUGCCGUUCAAAAGGAUGCCGAAGAAGAGCCUUACGACUGGUCCAAUGAAGGUCGCGGCGGACUAGACAGCUGGAAAAAGUUGAAUUAUAUUCCAGUCGAAGACUUUGAUCAUGUGGGGUUUGGAACCCUCACUCGAAGUGUCUCACGCACUCUUGAAUAUGCAUACAACGAUUUUGCCAUUGCUCAAAUGGCUCAUGGCAUGAAUAAAACAGCCGAUGCCGAAAAGUAUGAGAAGAGCUCGGGUGCAUGGAGAAACCUCUUCAAGAAAGACCAAACUUCAUUCCACAACAAGACUAAUACUGGGUUUGUGGGGUUCUUUCAACCUAAAUACAUGAAUGAGACUUGGGGUUAUCAGGAUCCCCUCAAGUGCUCAAACAUUGACACAAGUGGAGCUAUUUGCUCUCUCCAGAACACUGGUCCUGAAACUUUUGAAUCGAGUAUCUGGGAAUAUCAAUUCUUUGUGCCUCAUGAUAUGGCAGCUCUUAUCCCUAUGCUUGGUGGGCCCUCUGGCUUUGUCAAGCGACUCGACUACUUGCACGAGCAGAACAUCACAUACAUUGGGAACGAGCCGGCUUUCCUUACUGUCUAUCAAUAUCAUUACGCGGGACGCCCAGCCAAGUCAACUGCUCGGGUUCGUACAUACAUCCCAGAUUACUUUUCCCCAACUCCAGCCGGUUUGCCUGGCAAUGAUGACUCGGGCGCGAUGGGAUCCUUUGUCGCAAUGUCUAUGAUGGGCCUCUUUCCCAACCCAGGGCAGAGUGUGUACCUGAUUACUGUCCCUUUCUUCGAGUCAGUGAGCAUUACAUCACCACUCACCGGCAAGGUAGCCACUUUUCGUGUGGUUAACUGGUCUCAAUUCAACUCACUUAACAAUACUGGGGGAACGGGCUUCAUUCAAUCAGCCACUCUCAAUGGUAAACCUUAUACCAAGAGCUGGAUUGAUCAUGACUUCUUUACUAAAGGUCAAGAUUUGGUUCUUGUUUUGGGUCGCAAUGAGAGCUCGUGGGGUACCAAGCCUGAAGACCUGCCACCGUCAUUAUCUAGCAGUUCUUCUGAUAUUAAUGCACGUGAAUUAGGUGAUGGCUAUGAAGAUCUUGAGAGCAAGGGGAUUUAUGUCGGAGGCGGGCCACAAGUUGCUCGACAGUUCCGACCUUAUGAUGCCACCCAUUUCGGACAUUGA